This is a messenger RNA of Danio aesculapii, 662 nucleotides long. RefSeq names its product crystallin, gamma S1 (gene crygs1). Gene Ontology annotation, molecular function: structural constituent of eye lens. Gene Ontology annotation, biological process: visual perception; lens development in camera-type eye. The record is from RefSeq and is a predicted model, not a curated record. The transcript has 3 exons. Bases 68 to 592 code for a protein of 174 amino acids. NCBI's taxonomy places the organism in Eukaryota, Metazoa, Chordata, Actinopteri, Cypriniformes, Danionidae.
UGAACCAGCACAGCUCCACAACUCUACCCCCUUCCACAGGCGCCGCCACCAGACGAACCUCUGCAGAAUGGGCCGGAUAAUUUUCUACGAGGACAAGAAUUUCCAGGGUCGUCGGUACGAGUGCGAUAGCGACUGUUCGGACUUCCAUACGUACCUGAACCGGUGUAACUCCAUCCGCGUGGAGAGUGGGGCCUGGGUGGUCUAUGAGAGACCAAACUUCAUUGGCUACCAGUAUGUUCUGACCCGGGGCGAAUAUCCGGAUUACCAACGCUGGAUGGGUCUGAACGAUCGACUUUGCUCCUGCAAGAUGAUCCACUUCGUAAGCGGUAGUGAGCAUAAGAUCCAACUCUAUGACAAAGGAGAUUUUGCCGGCCAGGUUUACGAGACCACCGAAGAUUGUCCAUCCGUGGUGGAGCGUUUCCGGACGCGCGAAGUCCACUCCUGUAAGGUACUGGAUGGGAUCUGGAUCUUCUACGAGCACCCAAACUAUAGGGGACGCCAGUAUCUGCUGCAGAAGGGGGAAUAUCGUAAGCCCGUUGACUGGGGUGCUGUUUGCCCCACCGUUCAGUCCUUCAAACGCUUGACGGAGUGACGUCUGACCUGUAAAUCCAUCCAUCUGCAGUUCUCCUUUACCUCCAAAACACCCGACCACGAAAGCAGCA